Blumeria graminis f. sp. triticale is the source of this 1731-nucleotide messenger RNA. Lineage: Eukaryota; Fungi; Ascomycota; Leotiomycetes; Helotiales; Erysiphaceae. The record is from the annotation of a GenBank genome assembly.
AUGGAUUUAGAAGAUGCACUAGACUCACCAUGGCAUGACGAGCCAUCCGGCGCAAAUCUAUCCAAGGUUGGAGAGAGCACCGGACUCGAAAAAUCUAAAGAUUCUUCCUCCCCCAUAUCUCAUAACCACCAGCUUUCUGGAAAGUCCUAUAAACCUACAUCACCUGGAGGUCGCAAUCUUCGUAGCGUUCCUCGUCGCCCUGCUACUCGCCCAGUUCCUUUAGAUAGUUCCUUGGGUCCAUUGGGUCCCCUUGGGAAUGAAGCUUCUACCCAAAAACCAGUCGAUCUUCCUCCAGAUCCUCCACAGAAAGAGCAGAGCCUAGCGUUUAAUAAUCAGUCUCGACAGAUUCAAAGCUCAAAUAUUGGUGAUGAGUUGUCAUCAGUGCAGAGUCUUCGAGUUCCGCCACCUGUUCAGCCACCUCACGCUGAAUCGACUAAAAGAGAUACUCAACCAAGCGUAAGUGUGGAGCAAGCAGCAAAACCCAGCUUCGAUAUCUCGGUUGGAGAUCCCCAUAAAGUUGGCGACCUUACAAGUUCUCAUAUCGUUUAUCUCGUCAGAACUAAGACUUCAUCAAAAGCAUAUCGCCAACCAGAAUUCGCUGUCACCCGAAGAUACCGAGAUUUUCUAUGGCUAUACAAUUCUCUUCACUCUAGCAACCCUGGAGUUGUUGUUCCACCCCCUCCAGAAAAACAAGCUGUCGGGCGUUUCGAUACAAAUUUUGUUGAGUCAAGAAGAGCUGCUUUAGAACGGAUGUUGAAUAAAAUAACCUCACACCCAACACUUCAACAUGAUGCUGAUUUAAAGAUAUUCUUAGAGAGUGAAGCGUUCAAUGUAGAUAUAAAACAUAAGGAGAGAAAAGAGUUAUUAGGAGAAACCAAAGGUAUGUUUGGAGGACUGGGAAUGUCAGUUGGUAGUAGCGUCAAAUUUGUGGAGCAAGAUGAUUGGUUCCAUGAGAGAAGAAACUACCUGGAUGCGCUCGAAAACCAGUUGAGAGCGUUACUAAAAGCUAUGGACGUAGUCGUGACACAACGAAAGGGACUUGCAGAAGCAGCCGGUGACUUUUCUGCAUCUCUACAUGCUCUAGCUACAGUCGAACUCUCUUCAACACUUUCAGGUCCUCUAGAAGAUCUAUCGGAACUUCAGAUUCGGAUUAAAGAACUAUAUGACCGCCAAGCUCAGCAAGAUGUUCUAACUCUAGGAAUUACGAUUGACGAGUAUAUUCGGUUGAUAGGUAGCAUCAAGCAAGCGUUUAGCCAGCGCCAGAAAGCAUUUGGCUCAUGGCAUUUUGCUGAGCAAGAGAUGCAGAAGAGAAAAUCAACACAAGAUAAGCUUUUACGUCAGGGAAAAACCCAGCAGGACCGACUAGUUCAGAUAAAUUCUAGUGUUGCCGAUGCAGAGAAGAAAGUUCAUCAAUCCAGGCUACUAUUCGAAGAUAUGGGUCGCCUUAUGAGAACUGAGCUUGACAGGUUUGAGAGAGAAAAGGUUGAAGAUUUUAAGAGUGCUGUAGAGACAUUUUUAGAAGGUGCCGUUGAGGCACAGAAAGAGCUUAUCGAAAUAUGGGAAACUUUUUUGAUGCAACUAGAUGCGGAAGAAGAUGAAAGCGUCAUGAAGAAACCGACAAACCCAACAGUUGUGACUACCUCUAACAGCCCAAUUUUAAAUACGGAAGGCGGAGAAGUAGCUGAGGGCCCUUCAAAUAUACCUAAUCCAGGCGAAGAAUCGGAGACAUAA